Molecule: messenger RNA, 642 nt
Organism: Mytilus trossulus (common blue mussel)
Lineage: Eukaryota; Metazoa; Mollusca; Bivalvia; Mytilida; Mytilidae
Exons: 10
Coding region: 1-642 (213 amino acids)
Source: RefSeq, a predicted model, not a curated record
AUGAGCUUAUGUAGAUUCGCUCAUUACCAGGAAAGAUCCACCAGUGAUUCAGUCGACUUGCCCAAAAUGAACAAACUUAUCUUGUUAGCGCUUGUUGUCGUAGCAUUGGAAUGUGCAUCUGCCUAUAAGAAUCCAUACAGACGGCGAUACUUGCCUAGAUCAAAACUUGGUUUAAGAUAUUCUAAAAAGUUGCCAGUAAAGUAUGUGCCAAUUGUAAAGCAUGUCCCAGUCUAUAAAACUGUUCCAAAAUAUAUUCCAAGAUAUAUCCGAGUUCCAGUUAUACAAAAGAUCAAGGUACCUCACACAGUUAUCAAAAAAGUACCCGUUUACAAUACCAUCGUGAAGUACGUACCUAAAGCAGUUAAGGUUUACGUGCCAAAGGAGAAAAUCGUAGAGGUUCCAGUACAUCACCACACAGAAAAAGUUAUUGAAGUACCAGUUCCAGGACCAGCAAUUCACCAUAAACCAGAUGUUAUUGUUGCUGGCGGUGACAACAUCCAGAUUGGAGGCGGCAACGAUUUUGGCUUUGACGGAGCAUGGGGUAACGAUUUCCAGUUUAACGGUGGAGUCGGUAAGAUAUUGUUGCGCACAGACGCACUGCGCAUUAUCAUUAUUAACAUCGGUCAGACAAGUUUGUUGUGA